AUGGCUUGGACUUACGAUGCGAUAAUUGGGUUCAGCAAUGGGAUGUUAAAAGGUGUCGAACUUAAAAAAAAUAAGUUUAAAUACUUAAAUUUAUUAGAUGCAUCUUUAGCGCAAAAUAACCUUAGCAUAUAUGAUGAAAACAAAGUAAUAAUAACCACCAGCAAAAAUAUGUUAUUAUAUGAUUUACAAAAAAAGAAAAUGUGUAAGAAAUAUAUCAUUCGGGAAUCAGGAAAUAUUAUUGGUGUAUUUAAAAAAGAUAAUGUUUUAAUUGCUGGAGUGGACAAUGGAAUGGUGGUGAUUAAACCUAUCAAACAAACUAAAAUUGCUUCGGAAAAAAUAAGCACUGGAUCACAUUUAUCAUGUAUUAGAGAAGUUCUUACAUUAGAUAAAUUUGCAACAGGUGGAAAUGAAAAUCCGUUAAAAAUAUGGGACUUGGAAACAAAAAAGGUUGAAUUUACUGCUAAAAGUCCUAAACCAGAUAUGCUUCAACUCAAAUUGCCUUGUUAUGUGUCUGAUAUUCAAUUUUUUAAUAACAAUAAAGCAGUAGUUGCACACAGACAUGGAGUGGUUGAUUUACAUGAUCCAUUGUCUAGUCAAAGAAGACCAGUAGCAUCUUGUAAAGCAGAAAACACAGGUUUUGUUAGCUUAAGAACUAUGCCAGAUUACAGUGAUUAUGAAGUAAUCGUAGGAAGUUCAAAAGGCUGCAUUUACCAUUACGACUUCCGUGGUAAAUCUACAUUACCAGUGAAAACAUUUAGAGGAAGCACUGGUUCUGUAAAAUCAGUAUCCUGUAUUAAUUAUUUAAACCAAAUGCAUGUAAUGAGCAUAAGUUUAGACAGUCACAUUAGACUACAUGAUUUGAACAGCGGUAAACUCACAAUGCAGGAUUAUAUUGUUGGGAAGCCGUUACAAUUAUUGAUCAAGCCAGAUAAAUUAUAUAAUUAA
Molecule: messenger RNA, 945 nt
Organism: Macrosiphum euphorbiae (potato aphid)
Lineage: Eukaryota; Metazoa; Arthropoda; Insecta; Hemiptera; Aphididae
Source: the annotation of a GenBank genome assembly